UGACUUCCUAGUAGCAGAGUGGGUCACUGAAAACCUUCGAGCAGGAAUGGAAGGAACCAUGGAUUAUGACGAUUACGUCUUCACUGACUUUAACAUUACUGACUAUAAUUUCACUUUUCCUGACGUUACGGCCCCCCCUGAGAUUCAACCGAUCCAGAUAGUGGCUCUGGUCUUCUACGGCCUUGUGGUCCUGCUGGGUGUCCCUGGAAACGCUCUGGUGGUGUGGGUGACCGGGUUCUGCAUGCCCCGCUCUGUCACUUCCCUCUGGUUCCUCAACCUCGCCCUGGCAGACCUUCUGUGCUGCCUCUCCAUCCCUCUGCUCAUGGAUCCCCUAGCGCACGACGACCACUGGCGCUUUGGGUCGCUGGCUUGCACCCUGGUCAAAAGCCUGUUUUACCUGGUGAUGUACUGCAGUAUUCUGCAGCUGGUUCUGAUCAGUGUGGAUCGCUGGAUGCUGGUCAGCAGACCCGUCUGGUGUCAGAACAACAGGCGACCUAAGAGGGCUGCUUUUGUGUGCGUUGCCAUCUGGUGCCUGGCCCUGAUAGGCAGCAUCCCUCAGUUCGUCUACACCAAGGAGAUCACAGCAGGUGAUCACAAGCGAGAGUGCGUGACAGUGUUCUCUCUGCGCAGCGCCUGGGUCGUCACCUCCUACCGCUUCCUGGUGGGGUUCUUCCUCCCGUUCCUGGUGAUCGUCGUCUGUCACUUGGUGGUGUACCGGAGAGCAGAGAGCGGACUCUCCCGCGGUCGGCCCCGCUCCAAGCGCACCCUGAGGGUCAUCAUCGGUGUGGUGCUGAGCUUCUUCCUGUGCUGGCUCCCACUUCACAUUGUGGACUUUCUCACCUUGGUAACCCCUAGAAAGUCGCACCACAGCCCCAGUAUCUACCUGGCGCACGUUUUAGCGCUCUGCCUGGCAUACUUCAACAGCUGCCUUAACCCGCUGCUCUAUGUGUGCCUGGGUCGGGGAUUCAAAGACAGCAUGAGCCGCUCCCUGCGCAACGUGCUCCACUUCAUCAGCGAGGAACCCAUGACCAGAGUGACCAUCACUAAUAACGACACCAAGAGCACCAGCAACGAGACUGUUAAACUCUGAGGGUGUGUGCACUUUGAAGUUAUUAUAGAAGUGUUGUCAUUUCCAAAAGCCACUUAUGGCUGAGGUUUCCCACACGUUAAUUGAUAGUUUAUAUAGGGUGUGAGCUUACUUACUGCUCUGAACAUGGACUUUAUAACCAUAAACUGGAAUCAAUGUUUAAAAUCAAUCGUUUGACACGUUGGUCCAAUAAUGUCAGUCUGAAAAACACAUUUUAUAUUUUGAAAGUGUGAACACACUAUGACCUUUUCUUUAUUCUGAGGCAGUUGGGUGGUGUUAUCAAGACUGACUCAGGUUUGCAAACCAGGAACUAUUAGCCAAUCUGCAGUAUUUCCUUUCAACAUCUGUGUUGCAUACAACAAAAUGAUCAACACUUCUGUUUUUGAGGUCAUGUACGUGGAUGAUCUCAGACCGUGUUUCUGUUACAAAUGCAAAUGUACACACUUAUUUCUGUAUUACCCUGUGUGUGUGCUGCAGCUCAAGUUUGAAUUUCAAGAAAUUACUAUUAUUUUAUAUUAUAGUUAUUGUAACUUAUAUCUGAUUACCGCAUGUACCAGUAACAUUCCCAUAGUGGUUACAAAAAGACACAUUCUCUUGUGUAAUAGUACUCUGCAUGGACCACAUGAGGGAGCCACACUCUAAUGUCUGAUGGCCCAUGAGCAUGUACAUGGUGAGCUCCUAGUGAGAGACCCUUUGGUUUAAUGUUAGGCACCCUGAAGACAAUAGAUCAGAGAGGAGAUUGGACAGGUAACAUAAGCUUUAGCUAUGUUUGGAGGUUUCUCAAAUAAAUGCAAUUCAGACAAAUACAGAAGAAAUGUAAAUUCAUAAUAACUGUCGAACACUUGCCUAAUGCAUGACUAAUGUAUGUUAAUUUAUGGUGUUUUAGACGGAUUGUCUUGUUGUAUACCGCCACAAAAUUUAAGAAUAAACAAAACAAUAAAAAUGUGUUAAAGUAC
Morone saxatilis (striped sea-bass) is the source of this 2043-nucleotide messenger RNA. RefSeq names its product C5a anaphylatoxin chemotactic receptor 1 (gene c5ar1). Gene Ontology annotation, cellular component: plasma membrane. Lineage: Eukaryota; Metazoa; Chordata; Actinopteri; Moronidae. The transcript is spliced from 2 exons. The record is from RefSeq and is a predicted model, not a curated record. Gene Ontology annotation, biological process: complement receptor mediated signaling pathway; phospholipase C-activating G protein-coupled receptor signaling pathway; positive regulation of cytosolic calcium ion concentration. Gene Ontology annotation, molecular function: G protein-coupled receptor activity; complement receptor activity. The coding region runs from base 47 to 1090 and encodes 347 amino acids.